GUUUGCCUUCAAUUGAAUGACAACUCAGCAAACGGUGUAAACAAACAGUCAGUCAUUCAAGUGAUGCACACUUUGGACAUGACUUCAGACAAUUCACUCCACAAACAGUCCACCAAUCAAUGGGAAGAGUUGAGACGUCAGGCGCGACACUAUGAAAAUGAAUUGGACUCUAAGUUAUUGAGUUUCAGUCAAUAUGUCUCCAAAGACAUCACCAGAGAUGACGGUAGCGAAACGGUUCCACUAAUAUCUGAGUCGAGGGAUGGCUUCGAGGGAUUGAAGGGUGAGAUCGAGGGUCUGGUGACGGCUCUGACGGAUGUGAACAAUCAAAUGUCUCAAUACUGUGAACGCGUACAGAACGCCAGCGCAACCAUAUAUACACUCCAAAGACAUCGUGAGAUUCUUCACGACUACACCAAUGAGUUCCACAAAACACGGCUUAAUAUCGAAGCGAAACUCAAUAGAGAACUACUGUUGGGUCCGCACAAGAAGGACACCGGUUUUCGGACCACAACUAACAAGAAGAACGACCUUUUGCUGAAAGAGAGUCAACACAUCCGCAGCUCUGAGAUUAUGAUCGAUGAACAGAUCAAUGUUGCCGUUCGCACGCGAGAGCAUCUCAUAAACCAGAGGAAUGCCUUCAAAACGAUUCAAACACAUAUGACAACAAUGGCCAGUAUGUCGGCAAUCAAUUGCUAUUCAAACCAUUCACUCAUUCAUUCAUUGAUUGUUUUCUAUUUCAGAUAAGUUUCCAUUAAUUAAUAGUUUAGUCCACAGAAUCAACAUUAAGAAGAAAAAGGAUUCAAUUAUAUUAGGCAUUGUUAUCGCC
Molecule: messenger RNA, 826 nt
Organism: Medioppia subpectinata
Lineage: Eukaryota; Metazoa; Arthropoda; Arachnida; Sarcoptiformes; Oppiidae
Source: the annotation of a GenBank genome assembly